Messenger RNA from Lathyrus oleraceus (garden pea), 1753 nucleotides. Its product is annotated as pyrophosphate-energized vacuolar membrane proton pump 1. Gene Ontology annotation, cellular component: membrane. The transcript is spliced from 5 exons. Bases 74 to 1306 code for a protein of 410 amino acids. The record is from RefSeq and is a predicted model, not a curated record. NCBI's taxonomy places the organism in Eukaryota, Viridiplantae, Streptophyta, Magnoliopsida, Fabales, Fabaceae. Gene Ontology annotation, molecular function: inorganic diphosphate phosphatase activity; diphosphate hydrolysis-driven proton transmembrane transporter activity. Gene Ontology annotation, biological process: proton transmembrane transport.
AUACUUCUUGUUACUCUUGUGUAUUCAGGUUAUUGCUGAUAAUGUUGGUGAUAAUGUUGGUGAUAUUGCCGGUAUGGGAUCCGAUCUAUUUGGUUCAUAUGCAGAGGCAUCUUGUGCUGCCCUUGUUGUUGCUUCCAUCUCUUCUUUUGGGAUAAAUCAUGAGUUCACUGCCAUGUUGUUCCCUCUCAUCAUCAGUUCUGUGGGCCUCCUUGUUUGUUUGCUCACCACCUUAUUUGCAACCGACUUUUUUGAGAUCAAACUUGUAAAGGAAAUUGAGCCAGCAUUGAAAAAACAGCUUGUUAUUUCAACAGUACUGAUGACUGUUGGAAUUGCAAUUGUUAGUUGGAUAGCACUCCCAUCUACCUUCACCAUCUUCAAUUUUGGAGAGCAGAAAGUUGUCAAGAACUGGCAGCUAUUCUUGUGUGUUUCUGUUGGUCUUUGGGCAGGGCUUAUCAUUGGAUUUGUUACUGAAUACUAUACCAGCAAUGCAUACAGCCCUGUGCAAGAUGUUGCUGAUUCCUGCAGGACUGGUGCUGCUACCAAUGUUAUCUUUGGUCUUGCCUUGGGAUACAAGUCUGUUAUCAUUCCAAUUUUUGCCAUUGCAAUUAGUAUUUUUGUAAGUUUCAGUUUUGCUGCUAUGUAUGGUGUUGCUGUUGCUGCACUUGGAAUGUUGAGUACUAUAGCAACCGGAUUAGCCAUCGAUGCAUAUGGUCCAAUCAGUGACAAUGCCGGAGGUAUUGCUGAGAUGGCUGGAAUGAGUCAUAGAAUUCGUGAGAGAACCGAUGCUCUUGAUGCUGCAGGAAACACAACUGCUGCCAUUGGAAAGGGGUUUGCUAUUGGUUCUGCCGCCCUUGUGUCUUUGGCCCUUUUUGGUGCCUUUGUGAGCCGUGCUGGUGUUACAACCGUCGAUGUCCUGACUCCCAAGGUUUUCAUCGGACUGAUUGUGGGCGCCAUGCUCCCUUACUGGUUUUCUGCCAUGACCAUGAAGAGUGUCGGAAGUGCAGCAUUGAAGAUGGUUGAGGAAGUUCGCAGGCAAUUCAACACGAUUCCUGGAUUGAUGGAGGGAACUGCGAAACCUGACUAUGCCACAUGUGUGACAAUCUCCACCGACGCUUCCAUCAAAGAAAUGAUCCCACCUGGUGCCCUUGUUAUGCUAACACCCCUUAUUGUUGGGAUCUUUUUUGGUGUUGAAACACUUUCUGGUGUCCUUGCCGGAUCAUUGGUUUCUGGUGUACAGAUUGCCAGUUUGAAAAGGAAAGUUCUGUUGAAAAUGAAAUUCCUGCUGUGCUGUUUGAUAUCAGUUUGAAAUUCCUGCUAUCAGUUUGAAAAGGAAAGUUCUGUUGAAAAUGAAAUUCCUGCUGUGCUGAAAGAGCAGCUAGAAUUAGAGCUGAACAAAUUGCCGAGGCUGCAACGACCCAAUUACAAGAGGCUAACGAAGCAAUGCGAGCUGCUACCGAGGCUGCAAAAGCUGCUACCGAGACUGCACAAAGGAUGGAGAGGGAGAUGAAUGCUUGGAAGGAAUUUAUGAUGAAGAAAUUUGACACUUCAACUUUUGUAUCACAUUCUCAUCAUUAUGAUGACGAUUUGGAUGAUCAAUCAUUAGAUGAAGAUUGAUCUUGUACUUUUAGUAGAACGAAUUAAUCUCGGAUGUGAUUACUUUUUGUGUAUGUUUUUUGAAAGUUAAUGUGGGUAGAACUUUUGUAGUUACUUUCACGAAUGUUUAAAAUUGUUUCCAAAUGUUUUACCAUAAAUA